AUGAUGAAGACAUUUGAGAUGACCGACAUUGGGAUGAUGAACUAUUUCCUCGGUAUAGAGGUGAAACAACAAGAAGACGGCAUAUUUAUCUCUCAAAAGAAAUAUAUUGAAGCCCUAUUGAAGAAGUUCAAGAUGUAUGAUUGUAAACCUGUCGCUACUCCAUUGGUGGUAAAUGAGAAACUACAAAAAGAUGAUGGAGCACAAGAAACAGAUGCAUCACGCUACAGAAGUUUGAUUGGAAGUCUCUUAUAUCUCACAGCCACAAGACCAGACAUUAUGUAUGCCACAAGUCUUCUAUCAAGAUUCAUGCAAAAGCCAAGUCAGAUUCAUUAUGGAGUAGGGAAAAGAAUUUUAAGAUAUCUACAAGGCACAAAGAAGUUUGGAAUAUGGUACAAAACCAUGACUAACUCAAGGAUCAUUGGCUACACCGAUAGUGAUUGGGCAGGAUCAAUAGAUGACAUGAAGAGCACCACAGACUAUGCUUUCUCGCUUGGAUCGGGAAUAUUCUCUUGGGCAUCAAAGAAGCAAGCAAUUGUUGAACAAUCAACAGCUGAAGCAGAAUAUGUGGCUGCUGCUGAAGCAACAAGUUAA
Messenger RNA from Vigna unguiculata (cowpea), 591 nucleotides. The record is from RefSeq and is a predicted model, not a curated record. Lineage: Eukaryota; Viridiplantae; Streptophyta; Magnoliopsida; Fabales; Fabaceae.